AUGAGGCCACUAGGCGCUUCAAGUGCCAUGGCUUCGGCCAUACUCAAGGAAGCUGCUCGGGGCCAGACCUUAAGGACUCUUGCCGAAGAUUCGGCUCCAAAGAACACAAGGAAAAGGACUGCACAGAGCCAUCAAAGUGCGCAGCCUGAAACCGAGCGGGUCUCAAGUCAGGGCAGCACAGACCCGGCACUGCAGCCUGCAAAGCCAGGUACGUGGCUGAGUCCUGGCGCUCAAAAAACCGCCGUAAUGAUUAACUUCCUGCAAGUUAAUCUGAACGGGUGCUGGGCCGCCCAACAGCUCCUGGAUAUGCGGAUAAUGGAUGAACCCCAGAACGGGAAUUCGAGAGCGGCGGGCUCACGAAGAGGAGGUUACCGGUACGAGUAUUCCAAGACGACUGGCUUCUGCCGGUCCGCGAAGAUGACACUCAAGAGCUACUCUCUAGUUAUAAAACUAACAAACUACUAUUACAAACUUACUAUAUUCUGCCGUUACUAA
Macrosiphum euphorbiae (potato aphid) is the source of this 495-nucleotide messenger RNA. The record is from the annotation of a GenBank genome assembly. NCBI's taxonomy places the organism in Eukaryota, Metazoa, Arthropoda, Insecta, Hemiptera, Aphididae.